AUUAAAGCUUUCACAUCACUGCACUUCCUGGCGGAACCUUCCGAUGCAGUCACUAUGCGAGGAGGCAAUGUCCUCCUGAACUGCUCUGCACAGUCUGACCAAGGAGUCCCAGUUAUCAAGUGGAAGAAAGAUGGCAUCCACCUAGCCUUGGGAAUGGAUGAAAGGAAACAACAACUUCCAAACGGGUCUCUGUUGAUACAAAACAUACUUCACUCCAGGCACCACAAGCCGGAUGAGGGACUCUACCAAUGUGAAGCAUCUUUGGGAGAGUCUGGUUCCAUUAUUAGCCGGACGGCAAAAGUUGCAGUGGCAGGACCACUGAGGUUCCUUUCUCAGACUGAAUCUGUCACAGCCUUCAUGGGAGACACGGUGCUACUCAAGUGUGAAGUCAUUGGGGAGCCCAUGCCAACCAUACACUGGCAGAAGAACCAACAAGACCUCACUCCAUCCCCCGGCGACUCCCGUGUGGUGGUUCUGCCCUCUGGAGCAUUGCAGAUCAGCAGGCUGCAGCUGGGGGACAUUGGGAUCUAUCGCUGCUUAGCACGAAAUCCAGCCAGCUCAAGAACAGGCAACGAGGCAGAAGUCCGAAUUCUAUCAGAUAAGGGUAUGACUAAAGCUUUUCUCAUUUUGCUAUCUCUUCUCGUUGAAGUUUCUGGAGACACAAAUAUCAUUUCUUAUGUUUGGUCCAAAAAAUAUUCUUUAUUGGGUGGAAGCAACUUGCUUAUCUCCAACGUGACAGAUGAUGACAGUGGGACUUACACCUGUGUUGUCACAUAUAAAAAUGAGAAUAUUAGUGCCUCUGCAGAGCUCACAGUCUUGGUUCCGCCAUGGUUUUUAAUUCACCCUUCCAACCUCUAUGCCUAUGAAAGCAUGGACAUUGAGUUUGAAUGUGCCGUUUCUGGGAAGCCUGUGCCCACGGUGAACUGGAUGAAGAACGGAGAUGUGGUCAUUCCUAGUGAUUACUUUCAGAUAGUGGGAGGAAGCAACUUACGGAUCCUUGGAGUGGUGAAGUCAGAUGAAGGCUUUUAUCAGUGUAUGGCAGAAAAUGAGGCUGGAAAUGCUCAGACCAGCGCGCAGCUCAUUGUUCCUAAGCCUGCUAUCCCAAGCUCCAAUGUCCUCCCUUCUGCUCCCAGAGAUGUGGUUCCUGUCUUGGUUUCCAGUCGGUUUGUUCGACUCAGCUGGCGCCCACCUGCAGAAGCAAAAGGGAGCAUCCAAACCUUCACAGUCUUUUUCUCCAGAGAAGGUGACAACCGGGAACGAGCAUUGAAUACAUCCCAGCCUGGGUCCCUUCAGCUUACUGUGGGAAAUCUGAAGCCAGAAGCCAUGUACACCUUCCGAGUUGUGGCCUAUAAUGAAUGGGGGCCAGGAGAAAGUUCUCAACCCAUCAAGGUGGCUACUCAGCCUGAGUUGCAAGUUCCAGGGCCAGUAGAAAACCUGCAAGCUGUAUCUACUUCACCUACCUCAAUUCUUGUUACCUGGGAACCCCCUGCCUAUGCAAACGGUCCAGUCCAAGGUUACAGAUUGUUCUGCACUGAGGCAUCCACAGGAAAAGAACAGAAUAUAGAGGUUGAUGGACUAUCUUAUAAGCUGGAAGGCCUGAAAAAAUUCACGGAAUACAGUCUUCGAUUCUUAGCUUAUAAUCGCUAUGGGCCAGGAGUAUCAACUGAUGAUAUCACAGUGGUUACACUCUCUGAUGUGCCAAGUGCUCCACCACAGAACAUCUCCCUGGAAGUGGUUAAUUCGAGGAGUAUCAAAGUAAGCUGGCUGCCUCCUCCAUCAGAAACACAAAAUGGAUUUAUUACAGGCUAUAAAAUUCGACACAGAAAAACGACCCGCAGGGGUGAGAUGGAAACACUGGAACCAAACAACCUCUGGUACCUAUUCACAGGAUUGGAGAAAGGAAGUCAGUACAGUUUCCAAGUGUCAGCCAUGACAGUGAAUGGCACUGGACCACCUUCCAACUGGUACACAGCAGAGACCCCAGAAAAUGAUCUUGAUGAGUCUCAGGUUCCAGACCAGCCAAGCUCUCUUCACGUGAGGCCCCAGACCAACUGCAUCAUCAUGAGUUGGACUCCUCCUCUGAACCCAAACAUAGUCGUGCGAGGAUACAUCAUUGGUUACGGUGUUGGCAGCCCUUAUGCUGAGACAGUACGUGUGGACAGUAAGCAGCGAUAUUAUUCCAUUGAGAGGUUAGAGUCAAGUUCUCAUUAUGUGAUCUCCCUAAAAGCUUUUAACAAUGCAGGAGAAGGAGUUCCUCUUUAUGAAAGUGCCACCACUAGAUCUAUGACAGAUCCCACUGACCCAGUUGAUUAUUAUCCUUUGCUUGAUGAUUUCCCCACCUCGGUCCCAGAUAUCUCCACCCCCAUGCUCCCACCAGUAGGUGUACAGGCUGUGGCUCUUACCCAUGAUGCUGUGAGGGUCAGUUGGGCAGACAACUCUGUUCCUAAGAACCAGAAAACGUCCGAGGUGCGACUUUACACUGUCCGGUGGAGGACCAGCUUUUCUGCAAAUGCGAAAUACAAGUCAGAAGACACAACAUCUCUGAGUUAUACGGCAACAGGCCUCAAACCAAACACAAUGUAUGAGUUCUCGGUCAUGGUAACAAAAAACAGAAGAUCAAGCACAUGGAGCAUGACUGCACAUGCCACCACAUAUGAAGCAGCCCCGACCUCUGCUCCCAAGGAUUUGACAGUCAUUACUCGAGAAGGGAAGCCCCGAGCUGUCAUUGUGAGCUGGCAGCCUCCCCUGGAAGCCAAUGGGAAAAUUACCGCUUACAUCUUGUUUUAUACCUUGGACAAGAACAUACCAAUUGAUGAUUGGAUUAUGGAAACAAUCAGUGGCGAUCGGCUAACUCAUCAAAUCAUGGAUCUCAACCUCGACUCCACGUAUUACUUUCGGAUUCAAGCACGAAAUGCUAAAGGAGUUGGGCCCCUGUCUGAUCCCAUCCUCUUCAGGACUCUGAAAGUGGAACACCCUGACAAAAUGGCUAAUGACCAAGGUCGUCAUGGAGAUGGAGGCUAUUGGCCAGUUGACACUAAUUUGAUUGAUAGAAGCACUCUCAAUGAGCCACCCAUUGGGCAGAUGCACCCACCACAUGGCAGUGUCACUCCUCAGAAGAACAGCAACCUGCUUGUGAUCAUCGUAGUCACUGUUGGCAUCAUCACUGUGCUGGUGGUGGCAAUUGUGGUUGUUAUUUGCUCCCGACGCUCUUCAGCCCAGCAGAGAAAGAAACGGGCCACCCACAGUGUUGGCAAGAGGAAGGGCAGCCAGAAGGACCUCCGACCCCCUGAUCUUUGGAUCCAUCAUGAAGAAAUGGAGAUGAAAAACAUCGAGAAGCCUUCGGGCACUGACCAUACAGGCAGAGACUCCCCCAUCCAAAGCUGCCAAGACCUCACACCAGUCAGCCACAGCCAAUCAGAAACCCAACUGGGGAGCAAAAGCACCUCUCACUCAGGUCAAGACACUGAAGAAGCAGGGAGCUCCAUGUCUACCCUGGAGAGGUCACUGGCUGCACGCCGAGCCACCCGGGCCAAGCUCAUGAUUCCCAUGGAUGCCCAGUCCAACAAUCCUGCUGUUGUGAGCGCCAUACCUGUGCCAACUCUAGAAAGUGCCCAGUACCCAGGAAUCCUUCCAUCUCCCACGUGUGGAUACCCUCACCCACAGUUCACCCUCCGGCCUGUGCCAUUCCCAACACUGUCUGUGGACCGAGGUUUCGGAGCAGGAAGAAAUCAGUCAGUGAGUGAAGGACCAACCACACAACAGCCACCUGUAUUGCCUCCAACUCAACCUGAGCAUCCCAGCAGUGAGGAGGCACCAAGCAGAACCAUCCCCACGGCCUGCGUUCGACCAACUCAUCCACUCCGCAGCUUUGCUAACCCUUUGCUACCUCCGCCAAUGAGUGCAAUAGAACCGAAAGUUCCUUACACACCGCUUUUGUCUCAGCCAGGGCCUGCUCUUCCCAAGACUCAUGUUAAAACAGCCUCUCUUGGGUUGGCUGGAAAGGCAAGAUCCCCUUUGCUUCCUGUAUCUGUGCCAACAGCCCCUGAAGUGUCUGAGGAAAGCCACAAACCAUCAGAGGACCCAGCCAAUGUGUAUGAACAAGAUGACUUGAGUGAACAAAUGGCAAGUUUGGAAGGGCUGAUGAAGCAACUUAAUGCCAUCACAGGCUCGGCCUUUUAA
This is a messenger RNA of Orycteropus afer afer, 4179 nucleotides long. RefSeq names its product DCC netrin 1 receptor (gene DCC). The record is from RefSeq and is a predicted model, not a curated record. Gene Ontology annotation, cellular component: membrane. Gene Ontology annotation, molecular function: protein binding. Lineage: Eukaryota; Metazoa; Chordata; Mammalia; Tubulidentata; Orycteropodidae. Gene Ontology annotation, biological process: cell-cell adhesion.